AUGAGGCAUCGGACCUCCUCGCUGCCCCGCGUCAACCCACUGCUCGUUUUAGUAGGUACCACUAUGUAAAACCAACCAGCACCUAUGGUGUCGGUUUACCUACACAGUGGCUAAAGAUGUCUGUGGCCUGAAGGUGUCAGCCCCUGUGGUUAAGGUGACAGCUUUCCAGUGUGUGAACACAAAAAGUCCUUGAGGGAAAAUGCAAUAGUGUAUCAUAAUAUGAUCUAAACCAGAACAACGCAUAUGAGCUACAGUUGUGAAAGCACCAAAAAUGAAUUGGAAAUGCUGCUAAGUGCCACAAGCUAUUAAGAGAAAUAUUGGUCCAAGUGAAGGACAAGUUAAGAGCUGUCCCUGUGACUGCAGAGGAACUGGCCUUGCUGAACCAUUGGACAUUCUUAACGGUACAUUAGUAAAGUCACAGAAUUAGACUGUCGUCACACAUUCUUAUCACACUAGUUUAUUUGAAAUAUUGCACAAUCGCAUGCAAACACAAGAGAUACUGUUGCCAGGGAAAUUCUAGAAACCUGAGAUGACUCCAUCUGUCCGCUUGAAACAUGAUAUGUUGAACCAAGGUAAGAAUGGAGCCAAGUUUCUCAUGAGGUAGAGAGAUUUUUAAAAGUACAAGUCAAUUUAAGAGCAAAAUAUCAUUGAGCUUUGUUCUACUUUUGUUGAUGUUUCAGAUGUAAAAACUGGAAAACUUUUUUUUAUUUGCGAAAUUCAAGAGACUUCCUUAGAAUGGCGACGCUUAAGAUGUACAGCAAAAGAGAAAGAGAAAAUCCUUCUGAUGAAUCCAGAUGAAUUAAAAAUGAAGUGAGAACUUAACAAAAGACCAGAUGGGCUCUCAGACAGACAGAAAAGAGGAAUAGAAAAGAGGAAAAGGGAGGGAGGGAGGGAAGGAUCAGCAGCCAGACAGAAGCAGAGAUCACCUUCUUGUUAUCCAGUACAAACUGUAGAGGCAGGAAGAGGCGAGAGAAAGAGCCAAAGAGAGGCUGUGUGAGGUGGGUCGAGAGGCGAGAGGAGGUGGGGCGAGUGUGGGAGAGGCAGAAGGGUGUGUGCUCACAUGAACCACUCUUCCCCUUCAGCUUGUGUGUAUGUAUGUGUGUGCCACUGGCUUCUGUGUCUUUCAGGCAGAGAAUUGAAAAGUUGGAGCAAAGUCUGAGUCAGCUCCAGCAGCUACCAGACACUCACAGCAGCUCCCUCCCCAGUGACAGGUUUUUACUCUUUCUCUUUUUUUGUACAGCUCUCUCUCACUCACUCAUUCACUCCCUCUCUUUCAAACUCUCUCUCAUACUCACACACACACAUACACACACACACACAUACACUUACACACAAACCUCAGGCUCUCCUGGCAGAGGGAAGACAGGACCACUGGAGAACUGUUAUACACCUUUACUCACCCAGCUGUCGCCAGACGUUUUGCCAAGGAUGUGGACGCUUCUCUUGGGGGUCACAUUUGGAUUACUGGCCUCCUCCAGGUCAGAUCAACUUCAAGGUGAGCAGUACUGACUUAAAGCUGUGGCUUGCUCUCUUCUUUGGGAUUUUUCCCCCCACCUAAUUGUGCCCAUAUUGCUGACAGUAUGCUCUUGCUUCCAGAUUUCAGGACCAGAUUGCUUUGUAAUUUUUCCCUGUUUGAGUCGAUUUGACAGUUUGAAUAGGAAUUCAUGAGAAGAAAAGACAGUGAAAGAAAGAAAGAGGCUGUGCUCUGUUGCUGCUGCUGCUUGUGAAACGGAUGAGUGGAUGCCGGCAAAAGAGAGAGUGUGCUACACCAGCGCAGACAGGCUUACGUCUGGCAGUCUGAGACUCCUGAUAGACACAAAGGAGAUUCUUGCUCCCUCUCUGUCUGACACACAUUCGCACCCAAGAAAAGUGAGCUUUUUUUUUAACAGUAGUUUUAGAUGAUCCGUGUAGCUUUCCUGUUUUCAGGUAGAAGCAGAUUAUAUUUCUUUUUACAGUUUAGUGCUACAGCCGGGGUCUGUGCUGCCACGCUUAAUGCUUUAUUCUCUGACACAAAGGAUGUUUAGCAAUGGCUCUGCCCCCCCCUCAGUGUCUCGCUCUUUUCUCUUUGUCUCUUUCUCACAUGUGCUUUCUGUGUAAGCUUUAGAUUGGAUUUGUAGCUCGGAGCGAUAUAUCUCUGGAGGUGUAGUUGGUACUGAAUCAAACAGGUCUGGGUUCGUCUGGCUCUGUUCCCUGAGGAGGUGGUAGUGGGGUUGUUCACAAAGGCUGCCUGUGGUACAGCGCCAACAAACAAUCAAGCUAUAAAUUUGACCAGUGUUUAAAGGCAAAUAAGUGGCUCCCCAGACUGCUUGUAUGUGCACUGUAUGUAGGAUGAGGAACCAGUCUUAAACUAUGUGUUCCCUAUGUGCCAGGGAGUAGGGAACCUUUGUGUGUGUGUUUGAAAGUGUAUUUUGGCACAGGAGUUUUAAGGGUUAUUUGAGUGUCUGGUAAGAGGUUUAUUUGCUGUGUAAGUUGUAUCUCAACUUUCAAACUGAGGCUGUGUUUCUCCUGAAGCACAUCAUAAGAGCAGGUCUCAUGAACUUGUGGUUAGGCCCACCAGCCAAGAGCCUUUAAGCCCUACAUUGAGUUAGUAUCUUGUGCUAAAUGUUGGUUCCUUUAUUCAUUUAUCAGCACUACUUCAAAGACAACUACAUAUGUGUGCAGCAGUCAAGUCUGACUCUAAUUCCUCAACCAAGGAAAAAAUAUCAUGAAUAUGAUCCAUUGUUUUGUGUCCCCUUGCAUCGUCUCAUUACCUCCGCCAAGGAGGUUUUGUUUUCAGUAGCGUUGGUUUGUUUGUUUGUCUGUUAGCAACUUUACGGAGAAGGUAACAGACAGAUUGACCUGAAAUUCUCACCAGAGGUGCGUCUCAGCCCCAGGAGGAUCCCAUUAAAUUUUGGUGGUGAAAAUUCUGGAUACUGUGAUCCAGAACACACAAAAAUAAGGGUGUUGUUGGAAUUUUCAAUGCUGAAAGAUAACCAAUGGGCAGCACAGUGGUGUAGAUAGGCGGCACAGUGGUGUAGUGGUUAGCACUGUCACCUCACAGCAAGAAGGUCCUGGGUUCAAAUCCCAGUCAGUGCAUUUCUUGUUUAAGGGGGGACAUGAGCUGCUUGGCGGAGGUCUGCGCUCUCUGAGUGCCUUUCUAGUAUUGUAAUGUAUCCUAUCAUAUCAAAGCAUACCCCAUCCAAUCCUAUUGUAUUAUGUCUACUCAUUUCAUCAUGUAUCAUCAUGUACACUGCUUUGUAUCAUAUUAUAUUCAUUCCUAGCCUGUCUUGUUGUAUCCUAUCCAACCCCAUCCUAAUAUCCAAUAGGACCAAAUUAUAUAUUAAAAUAUAUGUUCAUACUUUUUUCACACCCUUUCAUACUGUUUCAUAUCUUACCAUUUUAUACUGUAUUCCUUCCUGUUCUAUCAUGUCUUGCCCUUUCAAGUUACCAGCCCUACUGUAUCAUACAGUACCCUGCCAUUCUACAUUUUACUGUAUCAUAACAAGUGGUAAAUUAGUAAAGUAUAUUGGGUUAUAUGGUAUGGUAUGGUAUUGUGUUGAAUUAUGUCGUAUCCUAUCGUGUCCUGUUUCAUACUAUCGUAUCAUCUCAUGUUGCAUCACAUCACAUAAAGUCAUAACAUGUUAAACUGUAUUGUAUCAUAUAAUAUGAUCACAUUAUAUAAUGGUAAAUCACAACACAAAGCAUUGCAGUGCAUAAAAUAAUAUCAUUUGUCGUUAUAUACAGCAGUUUUAAUACAUUAAUACAUUUAAUUGACAUUUUUAAUACUAUUUCAACAUUACAUCUUACAGCCAUAGAAUCAUUGAUAAUAAUGUUACAGCAAGACUUUUUUUUACUAAAUAAUAUCACACAAUUUUCUUUCCUUUGACUACUUCCACUCUCUUGCUUCAUUUAGAUAAACUGGAUGGAUUUCUUAUACUGCUAUUAAAGGUAUACAGACUGCCUAGAUAUGACAGCUCUGUGGGAUCAUUAGAAAAAGUGGUGGCCAUGAUACUGAGUCCUGCUCCUUCCAUAUAGGGGAUUAGUCUUACUCUCUCUUCCAGUCUCGCCUUCACUCGCCAACACAAACUCUGAUGCAUACACUCAGUCCAACAUGACCUCUAGACUUCCUGCAAAUGUUGCCAUAUUUGCUUCCUUGGCGUAACAACCCCCUCCUGCAUGCAGCUGUAUCAUGUUUCAAGGUGAGGGGUGGUCAGGGGUACUGGGCGCUGACAAAGAGGGCUUGUGCUUGUACCUGCUCUGAGUACCAUCUAAUGCCACCUGAGACUCCUGGACACGUGUUUGCCUUCUCCGCCAGUGUACCCUCCUCUAGAAUUCAACCACCCUGAAGCUAAAGGGCCUUAAGUUAGUCUUGUGAAUACUGUCAUCUUUGCUUAUAACCGUUAAACAUGGCUGAACUGCUUAUAAAUGAUUUGAGAUUCUUGUAGAUCAGGUCUACUUUGUUUCUUAGUGUUCAGUAAAACUUUCCUCAUACUUUUUGAAACCUUUUUGUGAGUUUCAUACCCCCUUACCAAAACUACAUGCUGUGUGCCCUCUCAUACAACCGAGUCUUUAUGUCCUUGGGAUAUUUCCUCAGUCAGAUUUCUGUAAAUAACACAUAUCUCUGAAUGAGACUUCUUAACUGGCUGCAAUACAAGGCAAAACAGCAGAUUAUGGUCAUGAAAACCAUCGUUUUAGAGAACUUGAUGAGAGAAUUAUCAUCAUCAUAUGUGACUUACCAUGUUUUGACUCAUGUUUUGUUCGCUGAGUAGUAGCAUAGUGUCAGCAGUAAAUUUGAUAAUGUGUUUUCAAGUUGUCUUAAUGAAAAUAUGACAAAAUAAGACUCAAUUCUUGGUUUCAGUUGUGGAAAAAGUACAUGCUUUGUCUGUAUCCUACCCAUGUACUACUUGCCUAAAUGCAAAGCUAGGGUGACCAUGUGUUUUUGGAGGGCUGUCCGGCCUUGACCGGCUUUGUAUGGGGAAGUUUAUAAAAUCCGGGGUUUAAAGUUCGGGGUUUUGUAUGAAAGUUUCGAGUUUGUGUCACGUAGACUUACUGGGUUAGAAGCGCAUAAAAGACACUCAAUUCGACCUGAAAAACUCUCAAAAUCAACUACAUGUGACUCUGUGACUCCGCCCCCGCAUGGUCAUGUCCUCUUUUUGGGGAUUCAGAAUAUGGUCACCCUAGCAGCUAAGCUAAAAACCAGAUCUUUUAUGUAAAUAUAUAGAAAGUACCAUAGAAAACUACAUUUAACUUGAAAAGCAUGUAGUAAAUGGCCAGAUGAAAGUGUUAACAAAAGUAAACUAGACUUCUUUAGUGAGAUUUUUGUUAUAAAAUGUGUAAUUUCCCCCGAUGUGUCCUUCAUCCUCAGAUCUGAAUGCCUGUAUAGAACACUGAAGGUCAGGUUUCUUAUCUUAGAUUAUCUAUUGGAUCCUCUAAAACCUGGGUUUUAAUUUAGAGGAGAGCUUUGAGGCUAACAUUUAAUGAAAGGCAAAGGUAGAAAAAGUGCCCUUGCUCUUUCUGCUGGAAAGAAAACUGGCUUGCUUUUAGAAGUGUAUGUCAAGGUUAAAGGUGUAAAAAGGCUCGGUGUAGUGAAUGAAAAUGCCACAGUAGAGAGAAAAACAGAUAGUGAGAAUCCUGUACGUGACCUUCGGGUGGUGUUCUCAGUCUGUGUAUGUUUGUGUGGGUGGGUGUUCGUACCGGAUCUCAUGUUUCACCUGUCCCACUGGCCCGCUGGACCUGAGACCAGCAGAGAGAAAGAAAUCCCUGCUGACAGAGCAACUUCCCUCGAGUGUGAUAAUGCAGGAAUCUGGAAAUCAGCUGAUGACUAUGGCUUAAAGGAUUUUUACUGUUAUGAUGAGAAGUUUACAGUGGAUUCUCUUUUCCAGCACGAGAUUUCUGCACUCAUGAUGCAUGAGAAAAAUUUAGUUGAACGUUCUCAGUAACAUCUCUUUCCUUAGACAAGUGGAAACAAAAAAAAAAACACUGAGAAAAAGAAAUAAGGUAGUGUCUUACUUUUCUCAAGAUCAGAACACUUAGAACAGCCUCUUUCUUAUGUUCCUUCACACUGUGUCCUGCUCCUUGAAAGAUUAGAGCUUCAGCAAUUUUCAGCUCCUGAUCAAGUGUUUGUGUGCACGUGUAUCCGUGAUCUAUCUGAGUGUUUGCGCAUCUGCAUGCAGGGGGUAAUUUGCUCUUUAUUGCUGGCAAGGAAAAGACAAACAAAGAGUGAUGAGAUAAAACAAAAGUAAAGGAGAGAGAGAGAGUAAGUGAAGAGGGAGUGGAGAGCUGGGCUUGUCUAUUACUUCUAGAGCAGCUGGAGGUUUUGGCAAGAGGCUUUGUUUAAGCUCCCUUUCUCUCCAGUUCUGCACAUCCAGACUUUGCAGUCUCCUUGGUUUCAACUCUAUUAGGUGACAAUGGAGCCUUUGGGAGAGUCAGUGCCUUGGCAUAGCAAGCUUCUCCACUGUAUAAAGACACCCACGACUGUCCCUGUGCAUACUAAUGCCUGCUCCUCAGAUUCAUGUCAGCUUGCUUUUCAGCUCACUGAUGGUUCGCUGUGCUCACUUUGAUCUCUACAGGCAGGUUUGCAAGGCCAGGGCUGUUGUCUUGUUUUUCAUCCUUUCACUUGCAAGGACUCUGUGCCAUGUGGCAGCAUGUGUUGAGCCCCUUUCAGGUGUGUGUGUGACUGUGAGAGAGAGAGAGCAAGAGAGGGAGAGACUGGAGACAUUUUAAAGAAUCUAAUAUUAAAAAAAAAGGUGUUGGCACUUUCUCCCGCCCUGAUUGCCUAACCGCCACUAACGGCAGAGAGCUCAACUUCCUCCUGCUGCUCGAUCUGUGUUUACUCAUAACAGGCAGUGGAAAAAAAAGCCCUUCUAUAGAUGUCGGCUUCCUCCGCAGCAUUUUCAUAAACAGAGCUACUAAAUAACAAACAGCAAUUUGGUAUUCCCCUCUCAGUGUGUGCUCUCCUCUUAAAAGUGGAGUCAUAUUUAGCUUUUCCAGCAGGGAUAAAAAUAUCUGUAUGGGGACAUUCUAGUGAGAGAAAACUGUGUACUCUUCAUCACGUCUCAUUAUUGCAUGCAUUUAAAUGCAGGAUUCAAACUGAUAGACAUGUUAGACAAUGAAAGUCUCUCUUUUUUCCAAGGCCAGCUCAACAAUAUGUCCGACUCUAUGGAGCAUGUGAUAGCUGUGCGAGUACAUACUGUACUGUAUGAUACAAAACAGCAACACAGACCCCAUCAAGAGUAAUGUGGAUAUCUUUCUGAAGCAGUCUGAAUGGAGCUUUACAAAUGUAUACUCACUGUGGGUCACAGGAUCAAGAUGACAUUCUAUUGUACAUACAGUGUUCCUGGUUGGUGUGUGGGUGUAUGAUUGUUAAAUGAGAGGUUUUCAUGAUCUUUACAGUCCCAAGGCUGAUACAAAGAAGAAGAGAAAGCAAAUGCUGGACCAUGCUGUCCUUCUAACCUUGGUUUAGAUGCUCCUUAAAUAGUGGCCAGCAUCAUAAAAACAUCUUAAAAACCAGUAUUACUGAGCACUGUUGAUGCAAACUGUAAACACAGUGCUCAGCAUAAUUGAGCAUGCUCCUUCAGAGUUGUCAGAAAACCUUCUUUCCUUUCAAAAUCAGGAUUUUCUAUGUCAGACUAUACGAAAAAAUACUUCCCCAAAUGUAGGCCACUGCUCGCAAACAAGAUUUUUGAAGUUGUGUACAAAAAAGUAUAUAUAUUUAUUUUUUUCAAUUUAAAAUGGGAAUGCAAAAAUGAGUACACCCCAAUCAAAGUUCUGGGAGCAAAGCUAAAUUUUAGUUACCAUAUCACCCUUAUUUUCAUCCUAUGGUAAAUAAAAUGUUAGGUUAAACUCAGCUUUGUCAAAACUUUGGAAAUUGUACUUUUGCUAAUCUAGAUAUUGAGUAAUACAUUACUUUGAAUAGGGCAUGUACUGACUUGUGCUGGGCACUGUACAGUGUAUACAGAAUACACGGUAUUCUGGUUAGUGGGUGUUGUUUAUUAAACUAGACCUGAGUGGAGUUAUUGUAAUUAUUCUGAAACUGUGCAUGAGGAAUCACUGCAGGUUAGAUUUCAGAUUCCAAAGAUGAUGUAUGUGUUAGGUGUAGUGUUUUGUGAUCAUAUGUGUUGUUUCUGAGUGAUUCAUCCUGUGAUAGCUUUCACAGUCUGUGAAUCUGUCACCAUGAUAGCACACCCAAACAUGCAAAAACAGGUAGAGGUUUUCUUCUGCUCUGAACAGUUUCAGUACAUUUCCGUGUGACGCAUGUGUUUGUGGGUUAGGCGUCUUCUUUGGCUUUCUGUUGAGCAAAAUAUCCUCAAGAAAAAAAAAAAAAAAAAAAAGGGUAAGACAGAGACAACCAGGAAUCAAGUGUAUUUUAACUUUUUUGUGUUUCGCAGACUCACUUUUUUUUUUUUUCUGCCUUUCAUUCUCACUUCAAACAAUCAGCCCUCUAGCAUAAGCCUAUGUGAACUGGGAGAUAUCACAGACUGUAUAUAGAAUGGACAGCAUCUGCCUCCUCGCUGGGUGAAGCCACUCUGAGAACAGCACCCUCUGUUGACGGGCUGCAGUAUAGGUCAUAAAUCCCUACUCCGUCAGCAAAGCUUAUGGAGCUGUGGACAAACUUUAUAAAUUUAUUACACAGAAUAUAAAUUUUUCUCCCCCUGGUUGCGAUGUUGACAUGUAGUUACAGUAAGACGGGUUUGUUCUCAAGUCCUCUUUUUUCUGUGAAGCUCCGUUUUUAAAAGUUAUUAGGGGGUUCAUGUUUUCUAUGAUUGACACCUGAUACAGCCUAUGGACGUUCAGGGAUUGCGUAGCUCUCCCAGGGGAUACGCUGUUUGAGCCGAGCGUCAUCACAGCGACUCUCUGCGAAUGCGCGGCCGAAUGCGCGCAUCGCUACUGGGCAGCGCUGGUUUCAGGAAAUGAAGAAAAAUCCUGGAAAUACAGAGAGCUAUUUGGCUUCAAAACCGUAUACAGGCGGGAGGCGGAACCAAGUUGUCCAUAGUAUAUACAGUCUAUGGGAGUAAUCUAAUACACAUUCAAAUGCUUUUUUGGGGAAGGUGUUUGUAUAUUUUCAUAACACUGGGGUUCAAAGGGGGUGAGGUUUCUCCUAAGCAAAAUAGACUUUGCAUCACAACAAAUCACUGUGCAACAGCAAGCAGGUUUGGGGGAUUUCAACAUAAAAAGUCUCUCAUUUACAGUUUGUCAAUUGACUGAAUCAUAGCUAAUUUAUUAUUAAUUAAUUAUAUGUGAUUUUAGGCUACCAGUGCAUGCAGUACAGUGAAAAGACACAGUUUUAACUUUGUGCAUGUUUAUGGACUUGUUUGUACACUUUAUGUACAACAUAAAGGACUCCAUAGUGAGGCCUGUAGGUCCUGAAGCUAAGGAUAAACAGGCGGCAUGUCUCUCUCAGAGAAGUCAUCUGAUAGAACUUGUGACUCAAACUGGAAUAUUGAUACUAAACGCACUGCACAAGUUUCAAUCAGAGUUUUACUUAUAAGUUGGAGCGUCUGGGAAUGCAUUCAUGUAUACUUUCAGGCAAAUUAUGGAAAACAUCUCUGAGUGUUAAAUGUGUUACUUGGAAAGAAAAGAAGACAUUGAUCUGCUGGUGAUAAAUCCUGAGAAACACUGACAAUGUAUGAACAUAUUUUUCCACAUACAGUGAGUUCCCGUAGCUGCAGCUACAGCGGUGUGUUCCUGGUUGAGGGAGGGAGCCGUCACUCCCUGAGCUUUGACAUGGCUGUGAAGGUGUGUGAGCAGCUACAGAGCACCUUGGCAAGUGAAGAACAACUCCGUGAGGCCUUCAAUAUGUCCAUGCAGACAUGCAGGUAAAGCUUGUUUAUGAAUAAUCUGAACUCAUUGUUUUAGGCACAUUUAGAUCCCCGUAGUUCUUGUAAAAUACUAAAGAUUCAAUCAAAUCAACCACACCGUUCUGAGAUUAUCUAAUGAGUCGGGGUCCUUUCAUAUUUUUAAAAUGCAGUUUGUUUAAUUGAUGCCAUAUCUACUCAUGGUCAGAAACGCCACUAUAAAGGGGGAUUUGAAACCAUAAAUGAGGGCGAGUUUCUCUCACUGUCAUAGAUGUUCUACUUCUGUCAUGUGGUUAGACCCACGUGAAUUUCCAGUGAAAGAAACCACCAUGUGUCCUCAACUGCAGCGCUGCUACUUCUUCUUUUUUCUUUUUUGUGUGCCUGCUGCUCGUUGUUUUUUCAUGAGGCAUGUUAAGAUUCUCAGUUCAAAAAUGUCCAACUCAUGAUACUGUUGUUGUUUCAGAUACGGCUGGACCAGCGAUAAUUCCACUGCCAUCCUCAGACACAGGGAACAUGAAAAAUGUGCACAGAACCAGACAGGUUUCAUUCUCAAUCACAAUGUCAAAGCUCAGGAUCUCUUUGAUGCCUACUGCUAUGACGAACAAGGUGACUCAACGCACACGAAGUACUGAAUUACACGUUUCCUGUCAUUAGGAUGUACUGUCUGCAUCACAUAGACAAAUGUUGUGUUUUUUAUUUUGAUGACUUCCUCUUCCUUUUCCUCCAUGUUUCAGCUGAGCCGGGAAAGAACUGUAGCAAGAAGUUUCCAUCAGGUGGGCACUCAUCCUCAGAUGAACCAGGUUAGUCCAAGAUGCUUUUUAAAAAAAAACGUUUUCAUGUAUAAUAAAAAAAGCAACCAGUUGUGUGCUCAGGAAUUAAUCAAUUGAAUACAGUCAACUGGAACCACACCUGUACACAGGUACAUCAAUUAAAGCUCCUAUGAGGGUUUUUUUUUUUUUUUUUUUGUUACACGAUUGAAUAAAAUAAACUAAAAUUCAUCUUGAUGCAAUUUCAUGAUAUUGAAAAGCAAACAAGACCAUCAGGGAUAAGAUUGAAAGUUUGUUUGUUGUUAUUUUAUGCCUAAAAGUGUUGCAAGGGGGUAAGUGUCAGCUAAGCAGCUGAAGAAGCAGCCCAGUAUCACAAUUUUACGGUGGCCCUGAGGUGCAAAACACAACGACAAAUCAGGAAACACAACAACAUUAACCAUCGUAUUUUGUCUUUUUGUGUUGUGUUUUCUCUUUUGCCGUUGUGUUUACUGUUUUGUUUUUGUGUUUUCUGAUUUGCCGUUGAUUUUUUUUUCUCUUUUUGUGUUUUCUCUUGUUGUGUUGUGUUUUCUGAUUUGCCAUUGUGUUUUCCUUUUUUUCGUUGUGUUUUCCCUUUUUUGCGUUAUGUUUUCUCUUUUUGUUUUCCCUUUUUGUGAUUUCUCUUUUAAUGUUUUCUCCAUUUUUAAAUCGUGUUUUCUUAUUUGCCGUUGUGUUUUCUCUUUUUUUGUUGUGUUUUCUUAUUUGCUGUUGUGUUUUCUUAUUUGCCAUUGUGUUUUCUCUUUUUUUGUUGUGUUUUCUUAUUUGCUGUUGUGUUUUCUUAUUUGCCAUUUUGUUUUGCACCUCAGGGCCACUGUACAAUUUCCACAUCAAGUGUCAAUGUCCCCAAUAGUUGAUAUACUUGACUGAAAUGAGGAGGCAGGACAAGAUUUUUGUCCAUAUGUACUACUUAAGCAUGCAAAGAACAAUCAGUAAAAGAUUGCUUUGAUGAACAGGGAAAGUUUACCUUGAGUGUUCCUGGCUAAACAAACUGAAAGCUCGAUGAAUGUACUUCUUCCACACUGCGCAGUCAGGACAAGAUUUUAGCAGUGGUCACUCUAUACAUGACCCCACUGCAGAUUUUCAUGGAGUUGGAGCUACUUUCACUCUCUAUUUGCUCUUCUUCUUCCUGAACCCCUGAUAAAUACAUCUCUGAUGUAUCAGGUAUAAUGUUCUGGAGCAGUCACAGCAACAGAACGGGCUGAGAAAGAAACUGUCAAACAGUGUGAAUGGCACUUCCAGUCCGAAGGCUCCAAGUCUUGCUUUAUAUUCAAACUGACAGCCCAUAAAAAUAUCAACAGAACAACCCAAAGUGUUUAAAUAACAUGCAUACUAACACGGCAUUCUUAAGGUCUGAAAAUGUAAAGUAUUUUAACAACAACUGACUGAAAAAGAAAAAAAAAAUCCCUCUUUUGUUAAAAGUAAAAACAUAUUUAAAGUUGUGUUUGUCAAUCUGCUGACUCCUCCCCAGAGACGACAACAGCAGACCAACCUGAGGAUGCAUCUGAGGGUGCGGUAACACCAGGGGAAGAUGCUUCAGGAGGUGUUAUAGAGAGCACCACAUCAGUCACUACUAUUCCCACAGAACUAAGUCCAGGAGAGUCGGGGGCCUCUACAGGGGACCCUGCGGCUGAGGGGGAUGCCGAGGGGAGGACCACUUUCACUGCUGGAGAGUUCGACCAACCCAUUGGGUCUGGGAUGCAGCCGGAGGGAGUCUCUCCUACGGCCCCUGUUGGAGAGUCAGCGGAAACACAAGCUUACACUGAGAAUGGACAGAAAGGUGCUGGAACAGACAGUAAGGAAACCACAAAUCACAACAAACCACAAUCACACAAAUUGUAGCCUAGCAAACACUGGUGGACACAUUUUUCAUUGAAAAGCUACACCAGACAGUGUGAUGGAUAGUGCUUCAAUUUAAGAAACAGCAGCUCAGUGAUGCUUGAACAGUAACAGUAAUGCAAGGGUUGUUUUAAAGAGAUAGGAGUGUUUAUAGUUUGAACUGAAGUAUAAUACACAUUCCCCAUUAUCUGCUCCACUCUGGUAACCUAACCCAAAAUGAACAAAUAUAAUAAGACAUUUAAAAAAAAUAAUAAUAAUAAUUCCUCUUCAAUUGGAAAUGCUCUCUAAGUGCAGCUUAUUCUGACAUUGGUGCAACAGGUAGUGGGAGGACUGAACAAACUUGAAGAACACAUGACGCCCUCUUGUGUUGGGUUUGGAAGUGAAGAGAACUUGUGACAGAGCUGGCCUUGACAAUGACGUUUCAGAGAGUGAUCAUGCAUCAAACGAGCCUGACUAAAAAGCUUGGAAAAACUUCACAGUUUUCACUUGUGCAGUUAAAAGUGACUUUCAUCAUGUAGUUUACAGUAUGUGCUGCCACAAAGACUUCAGCCUCACUUAGUGAUGAAGAAGUAUAACCUAAUGACUGGAGGACACACAUGAAAAAGGAUGUCUUUGUGUAUGCUGACACAAAUAUAAUAUACUGCAUCGAGUUUUAGGAUGCCAGUUUAGCUCGGCUGGUAGAGCGGGCGCACCAAAUAAAGAGGCUUUGGUCUCUCACGCAGGUUUGACUCCCAGCCUUCACCCCUCAGUGCAUCCCUCCCCCACAUUUCCCAUCUGUCUUCAGCUCUCCUGUUGAAGAAAAGCAAACGGCUCACAAAGUUACAUAUACGUAGUUGUACUAGUUGUACACAGUUUUGCGUAUCGUUUCAGUGUUUAUAGACACUAUAAUUCAUGACAGUUUUUUUUCUUUUCUUUUUUUUCUUUUUGUGCGAGUGUGGGGUGCUUUAUGACAAUCAGAGUGUCAUAUAUGUGGAGAGUUAGAAAUUUGAUCCCCAUGAAUCAGUUACUUAAAGAUGAUGAAAGUUGCAACUAAGAGUGAUAUUACACAGGUGUAAGCAUUUUUUUGAUGUACCUCCUAACAGUUGAACUUAAAACAUAAACAGGCAGGGAAGUACGAUGGCCCUGAGGCGCAAAACACAACGGCAAAUUAGAAAACACAGCAAAAAAAGAGAAAACACAAUGGCAAAUCAGGAAACACAGUGACAUUAACCAUCGUGUUUUCUCUUUUUGUGUUGUAUUUUCUGUUUUGCCAUUGUGUUUUCUGAUUUGUCGUUGUGUUUUACACCUCAGGGCCACCGUAUGGAAGGCAGGGAGUCAAUAAUAUUCUUAGUUUUCCAGGAGACAAAUCCUAUUCUGUGAUUAUUUAAAUGUUUGCCUUGUGUUUUGUUGACAUUUAGCUCCACCACAACAACCUAAAGGCAAAGAUAAGGUCCUGGGUCCUGAUGCGGGUGGGCGUGAUCAGAAGGACGGCAGUGAUUCAACAAGUAAGUUGGGGAAAUUUCCCUUCUGUUUUGAUCCAAUCUUGAUAGUACUUCUUGUAUUAUGAGUUUCAUGUCUUACGUUGUUUCUCCCUCCAGACUGGCUGGUUAUCAUUUGCGUGAUUGUUGCAGUCGCUGCCAUUCUUCUUGUGUGUGCAGCUGUUGCCAAGAGAAAAACGUAAGGCUUGUAUCAUCCUUUUAAACAUUUCUAAACAGCUGUCAUGUAUUUCCCCCUGUCUUUCUGACAUGUAGUCAAUAGACGCCGUUCCAAUUUCCACAUACGUUGCUGCGGACUCAGAGCAGGCAAAACAAUCAAUACCAAAUAAAUGUGCCUUAAUAUGCUUCUUCCAGUUUGUGUGGCAAACAACAAACCCUGAUCAUAACGCCCAAAGAUGGCGGCGAGGGGAAUGGGGCAGCUGCAUCUGCAUCCAGCUCCCACGCCCAUGAGAGAGACCAGGAAAUGGUGACCCUCAUGAACAAGGAGAAGAUCCAGGAGAACGGCAACACGGAGGAGUUCACGGUCAUCACGCUAGAGGAGUCGCCGGACAAGGAGCAGCUGGCAUGA
Xyrichtys novacula (pearly razorfish) is the source of this 14455-nucleotide messenger RNA. NCBI's taxonomy places the organism in Eukaryota, Metazoa, Chordata, Actinopteri, Labriformes, Labridae. The record is from the annotation of a GenBank genome assembly.